Molecule: messenger RNA, 1496 nt
Organism: Dalotia coriaria
Lineage: Eukaryota; Metazoa; Arthropoda; Insecta; Coleoptera; Staphylinidae
Product: ankyrin repeat domain-containing protein 50-like
Exons: 1
Molecular function (GO): protein binding
Source: RefSeq, a predicted model, not a curated record
CUCACAACUGUACGACUACUAUUGAAGAACAACACAGAUGUGAAUCUUCCCAACGAUCACGGCAAUACCCCAUUGAUGUGGGCAUCGAUCAACGGCAAUCUUAAAAUUGUCAAAGAAUUAUUAAAGAACAACGCAGAUGUAAAUUUAGUCAAUAACAUCGGCGACUCUGCUUUAAUACUUGCAUUGUACCAAGGACAUCUUGCAAUUGCACGAGAACUGCUGAAAAACAACGCCGAAGUCAAUCAAACAAAUAAAUAUGGCAACACAGCGCUAAUAUGGGCAUCACAUGGAGGACAUCUCGACAUCGUCCGAAAACUAUUGAAGAACAAUGCUAAGGUGAAUAUCCAGAAUGAUAACUUGGAUACACCGUUGAUAUUAGCAUCGGGUGAAGGACAUCUUGAAACUGUCAAAGAAUUAUUAAAAAAUGAAGUAGAAGUAAACCUGGCUAAUAAUGAAGGUUAUACUGCAUUGAUGUUAGCAUCUUGCAACGGACAUAUAGAAAUUGUUCAAUUGUUAUCAAAAACUAACGCAGAAAUAAACCAAGCUGAUAAAGAGGGUAAAACAUCAUUGAUGAUGGCAUCUUCCGAAGGACACCUAGAGGUUAUCCAAAAACUAUUGAAGAAAGAAGCAGAUGUAAACCUAACUGAUAAAAAAGGCUGGACAGCAUUGAUGCAAGUAUCAAAUAAAGGUUAUGUUGAAAUAGUAGAAGAAUUAUUAAAAAACAACACAAAUGUUAAUCACGUUGAUAAAAAAGGAAAAACAUCAUUAAUGUUAGCAUCAUCAAACGGACAUCUUAAAGUAGUAGAAGAACUACUCAAGAAUAACGCAGAUGUGAAUCAAGGUGAUAAACAUGGAAACACUGCGUUGAUGUGGGCAUCUGGCCGAGGGCAUCUUCAAAUCGUUCAAGAACUCAUCAAAAACAACGCAGAAGUAAACCUAGCUGAUAAAGAUGGCAACUCAUCAUUGAUGUUGGCAUCGUGUGGAAAACAUCUCGAUGUCCUACAAGAAUUGUUAAAAAAUAACGCUGAUGUGAAUCAGGGUGAUAAAAAUGGCGACACAGCAUUAAUCUUAGCUUCUGGUGGAGGACAUUUACAAAUUGUAGAAGAAUUGUUGAAGAACAACGCUAAAGUAAAUCUAGGUAAUAACAAAGGUAUCACGCCGUUGCUAUGGGCAUCAUGUGGGGGACAUCCUGAAAUCGUCGAAGAAUUGUUGGAGAAUAAAGCAGAUAUAAAUCAAGUUGAUCAAGGUGGAAACACAGCGUUAAUAGCAGCAUCAUUCUUAGGACAUCUGGAAAUUGUUCAAGUACUUUUGAAGAACAAUGCUGAUGUUAAUGUGGCUGAUCAGAAUGGAGAGACUGCUUUGAUGUAUGCAUCCUGUGGAGGACAUUUUGAAAUUGUUCAAGAAUUGUUGAGGAAUAGAGCUGAUAUUAAUUUAGUUAAUAGGGAUGGGAAGACAGCGUUGAUGUUGGCGUCGAAAAAAGGGCAGAUUAAGAUUUU